AACACGUGCGCUCGCCAUCUUGAAUUUUGCGAUAGAUUUUUUGAAAAUUCGGCCCUUGGAGGUUUGAAAAUGUCUUCCACACCACUUAUUGUUCUCAAUCAGAACACUAGACGGGAGUCUGGUCGUAGAGUUCAACUUGGAAAUGUAGAAGCAGCAAAGACUAUUGCAGACAUCAUUCGAACAUGUUUAGGACCCAAGGCAAUGUUGAAGAUGUUGAUGGAUCCCAUGGGUGGAAUCGUCAUGACAAAUGAUGGAAAUGCAAUUCUUCGUGAGAUUCAAGUACAGCACCCAGCUGCUAAGUCAAUGAUUGAGAUAAGCAGAACCCAAGAUGAAGAAGUUGGUGAUGGUACCACCUCUGUCAUUAUUUUGGCUGGUGAAAUGAUGUCAGUCGCCCAGCAGUUUCUUGAGGAUCAGAUGCAUCCCACAGUUAUUAUUGGAGCUUACAGGCAAGCCAUGGAUGACAUGCUUGAGAUUUUGAAAGAUCAAAUCAGCAUUCCAGUUGAUAUUGAAAAUAGAGAGGAAAUGUUGAAAAUUGUGAGAAGCUCUGUGGGAACAAAAUUUGUCCACCACUGGGGAGAUUUGGCCUGUAAUAUAGCUUUAGAUGCAGUACAGACUGUUGCAAGAGAUCAAGGAGACACAAAAGAGAUAGACAUAAAAAAUUAUGCCAAAGUUGAAAAGAUCCCAGGAGGUGAACUUGAAGAUUCAUGUGUUUUAUCUGGUGUCAUGGUUAACAAAGAUGUUACUCAUCCGAGAAUGAAAAGGAGAAUAGAAAAUCCUAGGAUAGUUCUUUUGGAUUGUUCUCUGGAGUACAAGAAAGGAGAGAGUCAAACUAGCUUAGAAAUAUCCCAGGAAGCAGACUUCAAUCGUAUUCUUCAGCUAGAAGAGGAGUAUAUCCAAAAAGUCUGUAGUGAGGUUAUAGCUUUAAAACCUGAUGUUGUGUUCACGGAAAAAGGAGUAUCAGAUCUUGCUCAGCAUUUCCUUGUGAAGAACGGUAUAACAGCAAUACGCCGUGUAAGGAAAACAGACAACAAUCGUAUUGCCCGCGCAUGUGGUGCAACUAUCGUGAACAGAACAGAAGAAUUGAAAGAAGAAGAUGUGGGGACUGGGGCUGGGUUAUUUGAAAUUAAAAAGUUUGGAGAUGAGUAUUUCUGUUUCGUGACUGAAUGCAAGAAUCCCAAGGCUUGCACAAUCUUGCUAAGAGGGGCCAGUAAAGACAUCUUAAAUGAGGUUGAACGUAACCUUCAUGAUGCCAUGAAUGUAGCCCGGAACGUCAUGUUGGACCCCAGACUAGUGCCAGGUGGUGGCGCUGCCGAGAUGGCUCUUGCCCAUGUGUUAACAGAGAAAGCUAAGUCGGUGGCAGGCGUUCAACAGUGGCCGUACAAAGCCGUUGCCAAAGCUCUGGAAGUGAUUCCACGUACUUUGAUCCAGAACUGUGGAGCUAACACCAUCAGAACUCUCACUGCACUCAGGGCGAAGCACGCGGUGGAUGGUAACACAACCUGGGGUGUCAAUGGCGAGACUGGUGAAAUCACGGACAUGAAUACUCUCGGCGUCUGGGACACUUAUUCUGUUAAAGCACAAACGUUCAAGACCGCCAUCGAGACGGCCAUGCUCUUGUUGCGGAUUGAUGACAUUGUGUCGGGAACAAAGAAAGCCAGUGGAAAAGAAGGUUCACAGUCUGGGGCUGCCCCUACUACGACGCCAGAAGAUUGAGACGAAUAACUAUACCGAACCAGCCUAGAGUCAUUAUCCUUACCAAUAAACCACCAGCUCAGUUUGUGCGAGCCCUUUCACGAUAACAAAAUUAGAUUUAUUGCGCUGAAUAGUUCUUCCAGCCACGAGAACUUAGCAUCUUAGUCUUUUAAUUACUAAAAUACCCGAAACCAAGAUUGCCAUCAGUCCCACAUGUGCAUGUCUUCAUGUGCAUGUCUUCAUGCGCAUGCCUUCAUGCGCAUGUGAAGAUAAUGGAGGACAUGAACCAUACCUUUCAUUUUCGAAAUACAACUGUAACAAAAAAAUGAGGAAAAUAACAACCAUUUUUCUGGUUUCUGAUUCAAAAUCUAUUUCGUUCGCUAAAGUGCUCGCAGCCUCUCUUGUGUAUUCCUUAAAGAUGGAAGUCGGUAGUGCGUUGAAAUAUAAUAAACCAACCAUGAAAAAA
Messenger RNA from Stylophora pistillata, 2158 nucleotides. RefSeq names its product T-complex protein 1 subunit gamma. Gene Ontology annotation, biological process: protein folding. Gene Ontology annotation, molecular function: ATP hydrolysis activity; ATP-dependent protein folding chaperone; ATP binding. Lineage: Eukaryota; Metazoa; Cnidaria; Anthozoa; Scleractinia; Pocilloporidae. The record is from RefSeq and is a predicted model, not a curated record.